This is a messenger RNA of Venustampulla echinocandica, 2397 nucleotides long. RefSeq lists its product as uncharacterized. Lineage: Eukaryota; Fungi; Ascomycota; Leotiomycetes; Helotiales; Pleuroascaceae. The record is from RefSeq and is a predicted model, not a curated record. The coding region runs from base 1 to 2397 and encodes 798 amino acids. The transcript has 7 exons.
AUGCCAGUUCCCUUCGGCAUCUCAGUAGGAGAUUGCAUCGCUGUCAGCAUCCUCAUAAAAGAUGCCAUCAAAGCUAUUGACUCCAUCCACGGUUCCGCCUCCGAAUACCAAUCUGUGAUUCGCGAGCUCUGGGCCUUAGAUCGCGCAUUACUAGAAGUGGUAUCUCUAGCAGAGAGCUUCGAAACCACAGUCGAAUUGAACGCGCUUAGCCACACGGCUCGCAGAAUAGCGGAACAAUGUCGUGUGUGUAUUGUGAGAUUUUUGGACAAGAUUAGGAAAUAUGAGGGGUCUUUGAGGGAGGGAGGGACUAGGAACAAGGUGAGGGAUGGGUGGAAGAAGGUUACUUGGGGGUUGGGUAUGAAGGGCGAUUUGGAGAGCUUUAGAGCGGAGGUGAAUGCGUUUUGUUCGGCGAUUAAUAUGCUUCUCAUUACGGCGAGCGUGUCUCUUACAAAGUUAAACGAUAAGAAUUUGGGAAAGCGGAUGGAGGAUGCGAACCGAUCACAAGAAUCUACGGCUGGUGAACAAAUGGUGAUAUUGGGGCAGAUGAAGGUUGCGAUUGAUAAGCAUACGAGUGCACUACAAGUGCAGCAGAGAACGACGACAAGCCUUGCGGAACGAAUGAAGUACCUCCUUACACUUGGGACGGAACUAAAAUCUUUCAUGACCCGAAUCUGGACACUCAGCUUCCAAAGCUACAAGAUCUUGAUUGAAUUACAGACUCGAGUCCCUCCAGAAUUCGAACCAUGCUGGAUUCAAGAGCCCCUCAUUUUGACUGAUGCACUGGGUCGAACUGCUCCGCUACAUUUGGAAUUGAUCAACAACUGGGAUGUCUUGGAAGCUGUAUUAGAUGCGAGAUUCAAGAACUUACCAGGUGAGAGCAAGGUUAAGCAGAGAGAGUAUGCUCUUCAAGACCGGAUUUCAAACAGAGACGUCAAAAGGAAUGACACGUUUGAGUCUUCUUUCCUACCUGGCCGGAAACUUGACAUGAGUAUAGUCUUCACCAAAAGAAUCUCAUCCGGGAAUUCUUGUCCAAGCUGUAAGAUGGAAUCGAACGAGGCUACAUCUGAAACCAGAAUUUGCAGCGGAUGCGGUAUGUGGUUCCAACGUAUUGAAGAGAUUGUUGAGGACCCAGUCGUAGAAUUACAGCAUGCAUCUCAAACCAGGCCAUUCAACACGUCAUUAUAUGCGUCCGCCGACCCUGAUCAGGAGGAGGCUAUAGUCUUGGAAUCGUCCAUUCCAUGUUCAUCUAGGAAAAGGAAAUCAUCAGUGGUAAUAGUGGAGGAUGACAUAUCUCUCUUCAAACGAGUGCGACUGCUUCAACGCAAAUAUGUUGGCAAAGUCGGAUCUUUACACCCCGGGCAGAAUCAACCUUCAGUCUAUGCCUGGCAAAUCUCUACAAAACUUAAAGCUCCAUCUACGUAUGUUGAUAACUUGAUGUUUCAGGUAAUACAUACGCAGCGCCAUCUUUCCGUUACAAAAAGUCUCACGGGAGACGAGAUCAUAGGGCCGUCUGUUCCCUCAGUCUAUAUGCUCUUUAAUCAACCAGGACCUUCUACCCGAAACCCAUCGACUCUUACCGAAAUGAUGGAAUGUUAUGCUACUCUCCUCUCUGCCCGUGGUUUCUGUCUCAUUCCUGAGAAACUCUCCUCCUUCAUGUGCAUGUACCGUUUCGUACAAUGGCAAAUCUCACCCAGCUACGAGGCCUACCAGGCACUACACAAUUGGCAAGUACCCGAACCAUCACAACUCACCAUCCCUCAUCCAGCAUGGAUGGAUCUUCCUCCGUGGGGUUCAUUCCGAGAUAGAGUCGUACGGAACCAAGAACGAUAUGAUAACGUCGAAUUUCAGUACGACUAUGCCACCAACCUGUCGGUCAACUUCCCACAUGAUCCGAUGAAGGCUUUAGUAUUUAAGGACGGUCAGAUUGUAAUCUCGCCGAUGCUGGAGACUCACUUGAGUGAUAUCUCGAAUAUGAGUAUGCAAAAGCCUUUUGCAGUUAAAUAUCCUGAACUCCACGACCUUCAACACGUUCGACCGAACCUGGCUGCGUGGCCUAAGCCCGUGCUCUACACCUACACCAAACGCUUCAAGACCAACGACGCAAUGCUCCAGCACCAACGCGAUUCCCCGCGUCAUAUUGAUACACCACAAGUACCACAACGGACACUGAAUCCCCACGAACUAGUGCAAAGGCUAUCGUUACAAGAUGAGGAAACUAAUCAUUGCUUCAUCCCAUUUUCAGGCGGCGGUCUGACGACACCUUUCGCUGUGCCGAGUCUGGUACCAGAGCAGGUUACGGCGGGAGAGAUUGAUGUUGCCAAGGGAACGAAGAAGAAAAGGAAAAAGACAGGCAAAGGAAACAUACUAAAGAUGGGUCCAGGUGGUGGCUCGACCUAG